Mangifera indica (mango) is the source of this 1978-nucleotide messenger RNA. Its product is annotated as receptor homology region, transmembrane domain- and RING domain-containing protein 2-like. The record is from RefSeq and is a predicted model, not a curated record. Bases 170 to 1507 code for a protein of 445 amino acids. The transcript is spliced from 4 exons. Lineage: Eukaryota; Viridiplantae; Streptophyta; Magnoliopsida; Sapindales; Anacardiaceae.
ACCAUACAAAUGCAGAGAGAGAAUCGGUCUCUCUGUCAGUGUGAGAUGGAAGCCGAUGUUUCAAUUUGAGUUGAAAGCCAGUUGAACUGAGUGUUAAUUUGCGUAUAAAUUUCCAAAAUCAAAAUAAUCGAACAAAAAUAUAUGUUAGGGUUUAUGCGAUUUCAAUUCAAUGGAGAAACUGAAGAAUCUUGCGGCGGUAAAUUUUCUUUGCUUACUGAGUCUUUGUUCGGUGGGGUCAGCUACUGUCCUCUUGAUUGGGAGCAACGUUACUCUGUCUUUCGAUGAUAUCGAGGCUAAUUUCGCUCCGGCGAUUAAAGGGUCGGGUGAAUUUGGGAUGUUGUAUCUGGCGGAGCCUCUGGAUGCAUGUUCAGACUUGAGUAAUAAAGUGGAAAACAUUUCAAAUAAGGGUGCCCCAUUUUUAUUGAUCGUUAGAGGAGGAUGUAGCUUCGAAGAUAAAGUCAGAAAAGCUCAAAAAGCAGGGUUCCAAGUUGCUAUUGUCUAUGACAAUGAUGAUGAUGGUGUCUUGGUUGCAAUGGCAGGAAACUCCGCUGGCAUAAAAAUACAUGCUGUUUUUGUGUCCAAAGCUUCAGGUCAAAUACUUAAACAGUAUGCUGGUUUAACUGAUGUGGAGCUCUGGAUAAUACCAAGUUUUGAAAACUCAGCAUGGUCAAUCAUGGCAAUCUCUUUUAUUUCCCUUCUUGCCAUGUCUGCAGUUCUGGGUAUUUGCUUCUUUGUACGCAGGCAUCGUAUAAGACGAGAACCUCGAUCUUCUCAUGUGCGGGAAUUUCAUGGUAUGAGUAGACGCUUAGUGAAAGCAAUGCCAAGCCUGAAUUUUACUACUGUUUUAGAGGAUAAUUGUACCUCAAGAACAUGUGCCAUAUGCCUUGAAGACUACAGUGUUGGAGAGAAACUCAGGAUCCUGCCUUGUUGUCACAAAUUUCAUGCUUUCUGUGUGGAUUCUUGGCUCACAUCAUGGAGAACCUUUUGCCCGGUUUGCAAGCGUGAUGCAAGAACUAGCACUGGUGAACCGCCUGCAUCAGAAUGUACGCCACUGCUUUCAUCAAACCCUGCCUCUGUGGCAUCCUCAUCUGUACUGUCAUCUUUCAGAUCUUCAGUAGGAUCGACUUCUGCUUUGCAAAUAGGCCCAUCAAUGUCACGAUCACCCUUUAUAUCUCAUGUUCAUUCUCUUGCUUCCACUCAUAUUCCGCAAUCUGUUGGGUCAUAUCGCCAAACUCCUUGCAUGAGUGUUGGUCGGAGCUCUGUAGAUAUCAGAAAUGCAUCUUCCCAGAGAUCUCGAGCAUCCUUUUUAGUUUCACCCAACUCCUUGGGUUACCCAUCUAUGUCACCUCUUAACUCAAGAUACUUGUCCCCGUAUCUUCCAAGCCCAAGCAAUGCAUCACUGAGUAUUUUUGGUUCUUCCAGUCAUCAGCAGCAUCCACUGCAUUGCAGUGAGUCUGCUGCAACUUUCUCCCCUUAUGGCUCUGCUCAUUCUCUUCCAGAAACAUAAUUUGGAGUUUUGAGUAUUUUGUAAAGAGCUAGAGGCAGUGUUUCGACGAAGCUAAGAGGUAAGUGAACCUAAAAUCGGACAAUGCACAUUCUUUUGAACUUCAGGUUUUAUCUUACGGUGGCGUGAACUUGGGUUUUUUUCUGAUAUAAUGGGUUGCAUUUUUAUGUCGUUAGGAUUGUGAUAUAAGCCACCUGAUUUGUGCAUUGUAGCAUAAGAAAGUGAUUUGUUUGAAACUUUAAAUUUAUAGGUGAUUGAUCCCGCAUGUAACUAAAAAUUUAUAGGUGUGAUUAGGAAAAUUGAGUGCAUUGUGAUGUUUUGGGUUUUGUGGACAGUGAUGUUGUGUUAUUGUAUUAUAGGAAGCACUGACCAUCAAGUUGUAUAGAAUUUGCCGUUUUGAGAUGCUCAUUCUGCUUAAUGUAAUUGGUGACUUGGUCUUUUUGCUCGUUUUCCAAUGUGGUUUAUUUUUCUCAA